CACAGUAAAUUAUUAUUGUACAAUAAAAGGUUUUAAUCCGUCAAAAGUCUUCAGUUCUCCCGUAACACUCCCGACCAAAAGAACCUUGGUUCUUUUCAGGCAAAUAAAUAGACAACAAGAAUCUAAGUAUAUGCAACACAAACAAACAACAACAGACACUCAAUAUACCAACAAUCUCGUGAUCCCUAGGACUUACACCAGUACGCCUAGGGACCCGAGUAACUACCUACCAUCUACAGCUUCAAGAAGACAUAGUUUUCUAAUAUCUCUCACUAGGAUCCCCUUUCUUGUCCUUAAUUCUACCUGCCUCACUAAUCUAUCCUUACUUGGUAACACUCUCUGCACCAGACCCAAGGGCCAUUUGUUUUUCUCAGAGAACUCGGAACAUAUCAUUACUAAGUCACCCUCUCGUAUGUUCCUCUCUAGUUGGGUCCACUUGUAUCUACGCUGCAACAACGAAACAUAUUCCUUAGACCAACGUCUCCAAAAUACUUGUGCCAAGUAAUUCGCUUGCUUCCAUCUCUUAGAAUACCUGUCAUUAGAUAUUACGUUAGUGAGUUCGGCGACGUUCUCUCUCAAUAGUAAUAGUUUCGCUGGUGUUAUUGCAUCGAGAUCAUUAGAGUCGUCCGUAACCGGAACCAAAGGUCGAUUGUUAAUUAUACGCUCAGCCUCUAUCAUGAAAGUUUCAAGGCAUUCAUCUGUUAAAGAUUGUUCCUUUACAAGAACACCCAAUACUCUACGUACAGAGCGAAUCAUGCGCUCCCAAACUCCUCCCCAAUGACUAGCAGCCGGUGGACUGAAAUGCCAGUCAAUCCCCUUUCUUAGCAAAUCAGAGUGUAUACGCUCCUG
Schistosoma bovis is the source of this 849-nucleotide messenger RNA. NCBI's taxonomy places the organism in Eukaryota, Metazoa, Platyhelminthes, Trematoda, Strigeidida, Schistosomatidae. The record is from the annotation of a GenBank genome assembly.